CAACAGCUCCAACAAGCCGUCGGAAGGAGGAGGACGAGCAGGCACGAGAAGUGCAUUCCUGCGGCCGCUGUUGCUGCGGGCCCCCAACCUCAACACCGCUCUAGCCUCCGACAACGGCUUCAGAGCCAUCGGCAAGGCCGCUGCUGACACCAACAAGGACGAGGAUGACGAAGACAGCGAGGAUCGCGUUCUGCUAGAGGAGUUGCUGCGACAGCUGGUUUCCAACGAACGCCUGAUCGCUCGGUUGGUGCGCAACGAUGCCUUUUUGGACCGCAUGGCUGCUGACCCGGCGCUGCUGGCCGAGCUGGGCAGGCGCCAGGUGCUGCUGGCACAGCUGGCCUCCCUAGGCGAUGCUGCAGUAGU
This is a messenger RNA of Astrephomene gubernaculifera, 363 nucleotides long. NCBI's taxonomy places the organism in Eukaryota, Viridiplantae, Chlorophyta, Chlorophyceae, Chlamydomonadales, Astrephomenaceae. The record is from the annotation of a GenBank genome assembly.